GUAUGAGCUUACAGAAAAGUUAUAUAUGUCUGUUUAUAAUGCGUGGGAGUCCUUCAUGUAUCAGUGGAUCGAAGCAGAUUUUGUUUUGUAUUGAUCCAGAAUCAACACACUGAGUGAAUGUGAAUGCCUCCAGUCUCUCUCUCUUCUCACAAUAAGAGUCUGAGAUCUGACUGACUGGAGGAUGAGGAGGAUGAAGAUGGAUCUGUCUGUCCAUCUCAGGUGUUAACUCACUGAUUAUGUGCUGUUCUUCAGUUCAAACUCAAUCUACAGCUCUGAGAUCGAUUAUCAUCCACUGAUCCAAUCUGCAGCUCUGCGUGCGAUUACUGGCGCUCCCGACCAAUCACAGGCUCCGCUGAGACACACGUCACAGCAUGAUCGGAAACGCAGCGGAACAACGGAAACGGUCUGGCUGUGCGGGGAAUUUAAAUCUGCGAGAGAGUUUUAUGCUAGCCCUGUGUAAUCCUCAUCUGUUUGCUUGGCGAGUCAUUCAGCGGAUGUUUGUGUGUUCAACUCGAGUGUGAAGCAGCGACGACAUGUCAACCAAGAGUCUGGCGAAAGAGCUGGGUCUGAUCAGGAAGCGCAGUCAUUCGUCUGGAGCCCAUCAGCGUCCCUCUGUCCGCAAGCAGCGCUUCUCUUUCCUGAUCAUCAUUGACUUUGAGUCCACCUGCUGGAGAGAGAAGAGCAGCCGUGGUCAGGAGAUCAUUGAGUUUCCGGCCGUCCUGCUGAACGUGUCGAACGGAGAAGUGGAGUCAGAGUUCCACUCGUACGUCCAGCCGCAGGAGCAUCCUGUACUGUCAGGCUUCUGCACGGAGCUCACGGGCAUCACACAGGACCAGGUGGACUCCGCCCCUCCCCUCCACAUCUGUCUGUCCAGAUUCACUCGCUGGCUGCACGCUCUCCAGCAGGAGAGGGGCGUGGUCUUUGAGAUGGACAGCACAGGCCCCGCCCCCUCUGGACACCCCUGUGCAUUUGUCACAUGGUCAGACUGGGAUCUGGGAGUCUGUCUGCUGUACGAGUGCAAACGGAAGCAGCUGAGCGUUCCUGAAGCUCUGAAGAGCUGGAUCGACCUGCGAGCCACAUACAGGCUCUUCUAUAACAGGAAGCCCAAAGGUCUGAGAGGAGCUCUGCUGGACCUCGGCAUCCAGUUCACAGGAAGAGAGCACUCAGGUCUGGUGGACGCGAGGAACACGGCUCUGCUGGCCUGCAGGAUGAUGACCGACGGCUGUCUGCUGACCCUGACCAAGUCUCUGAGGGGGGCGCUGGUGAAGUGCAGAGCGUCGCGUGGAAGCGUCUCUGGUGAGCGUCCCUCAGCGCUGUGUGAGCAGCAGACGAGUGUGUGUCGAUCGCUCGUGUCCCCGCGCACACUCCUCUCCAGCACAAACACUCCAGACCAGUCCAGACCGCUCGCCAGCCUCAGCACACUGGCCGGCCUCUCAGACACGACCUACGACCCCGACACUGCAGACGCCUGCUGGAGGGACGGAGUCCUGCUGACCGAGGGGGAGGAGCCUGGCUCUUAUGAUGAUGUGGUCAUGGGGGCGGAGCCUGAGGAGACUGAUCCCGCAGGAGCCAGCGAAUCCACGUCAGACCACCACAGACCUGUCAGACCAGCGUCCAGCUCCUCUUCCAGACCGCUCCCUCACACUGACCCGUACGCACCGCUCUCACGCUUCUUAGGACGCAGCGGCGCAUCGUUCAGCGUUUACACAGACCCGCCCGGCCGGGUGUCGAGGGUCACGUCUCCUCUGUGCGGCUGCGGCCGGAGGGCCAGGCGUCUGACGGUGGGGAACGGAGGGCCGAACCACGGACGGGUGUUCUACUGCUGUCCCGUCAGACGACAGAGCUGCGGCGCGCCACAGAAGGGCUGCGACUUCUUCAAAUGGGAGUCUGCAGUAAUCCAGUCCAGCAGACAGAAGCAGAUCAGAGCACCCCAGACCUGCAGAUCUAGACCCCUCCGGUGAACACAGGGCUCUAGAUCUGAACAAACCUCUUGAACUAUUCAUUUAUUAUCAAAAAAAACAAACUCUUUUUAAAUAUUUUUAUAAAUUCUGUCAGGGAUAUUUGCAACCUUUAACCUUAACUACAUUUCUGCGUCCAGUCUUUCUGUUUUUGGGAGAGGAUGAAGUGAUGUUCCUCACUAGAGGACUCAGAAGAGCACACCGUGAUCAUCACAUACAGAGAACACUACAGCUGUCUUUAUUCUGCAUCACUGCAUCAUGAUGACAAACUCAUGUCUGUCUGAUUUUAACUAGCCUGUAAUAUAAUAUUUAUAAUAAAUCCCUUUGGAAAACA
Messenger RNA from Carassius gibelio (silver crucian carp), 2292 nucleotides. It is a transcript of the gene eri2, whose product is annotated as ERI1 exoribonuclease family member 2. The transcript has 9 exons. Gene Ontology annotation, molecular function: 3'-5'-RNA exonuclease activity; nucleic acid binding; zinc ion binding. Lineage: Eukaryota; Metazoa; Chordata; Actinopteri; Cypriniformes; Cyprinidae. The coding region runs from base 534 to 1961 and encodes 475 amino acids. Gene Ontology annotation, biological process: exonucleolytic trimming to generate mature 3'-end of 5.8S rRNA from tricistronic rRNA transcript (SSU-rRNA, 5.8S rRNA, LSU-rRNA). The record is from RefSeq and is a predicted model, not a curated record.